Fonsecaea pedrosoi CBS 271.37 is the source of this 3159-nucleotide messenger RNA. RefSeq lists its product as uncharacterized. The transcript has a single exon. The record is from RefSeq and is a predicted model, not a curated record. NCBI's taxonomy places the organism in Eukaryota, Fungi, Ascomycota, Eurotiomycetes, Chaetothyriales, Herpotrichiellaceae. Bases 1 to 3159 code for a protein of 1052 amino acids.
AUGGACUCGCCCCUUGAUUCCUUUGGAUCUGACCGAACUGACAGCCAGGAGAGACCAUCAACACAGGGUCUCGUCACACCCGAAGGAGACGCACGUCUUCGAGCUUUCUCAAAUGUGGGUUUGGGCUCCUUAACAGCGCCACCGCGAGUGCGGAAACCGGCAUCAGCAGCAAGCAGCCGCAGAUCUGCGAGCGAUAGUCCUGGGAGCAACUCCUCUCUGAGUAGUGGUCCGGAAAGCGUCUAUUCGGAUGCGCGAACGCACCUGUCGAACUCUAGUGUACAAAGCUCUGUCCAAAGAAGUCACUUAUCACAAGAAUUGAGUUGCGAUCCUCAACGUCCGCCAGGGACCAACCGCGUUGAAAACAAUGACGCCUCCGUUGAUAAGACCGGACAAGCAGACCAGCACGAGGGGGAAGAGAAUGAACAUGAGACACAAGGAUCUCCAGAGGCUCAGCAUGACGAGAUCUUACUCGAGGAAGGAAAGCUCCGCAUUAAAAAUACCACACUCGAGCAGGAGCUUCAGGCCCUGGAGUAUUAUUGUGAAAUACAACAGCACGAGCUCGAGCGCUAUCGACAGCAACACCUCGGAGCCGAGCGACUUGCUGAGCGUCGCCGACAAGAAGUCCUGGAAAUCAAGAGACUGAAGGAACACAGCGAUAGACAACUGGCCAAAUCACAAGCACGCAACCAGGUGCUGGAGAGAGAUAAUGCCAUGCUGCGUUCGCUGGAGGAUGAAAAGCACAAGCGAAACAAAGCCGAGUGGAAGUUAGGAGACCUGUAUGGUGAACUUGAACACAAGAGAGCAGAUGUCCGCUCACUGCUAGACGAACUACAGGAGCUUCGUGACUCGAAGGAGGAGUCUGAAAAGGCACGAGAAAAAACCGAAGCAGAGUGCGAAAAGCUACAGGAACACAUCAAGCGAUCGGUGACAUGGAUACGAGCGGCACACAAACAACAGGUGCAGAAAGACAAGGAACAAUUUCGCCUCCUUGAUAGACAUUUUGUGAAGUUCGGUAGACAACGGCGUUCCAUCAGCCAUGCUUCAGUUCGAACAUCGGGCAGACACCAGGAGAUUCUCGCCGAGUAUCUGUCCUCCGCGCGGCAGAGUUCGACUAGCCAGUCACUGGUUUCAUCGAUUGCGUCUCCGCGCCAGGCCAUCCUCAGCGGCUUUACGAGUCCGUCUGUUCUGGGAGCAUCAUCCAUGACUACACGUUCCCCCGCGAGCAUGCAGGUUUCACCCGUGGUACCUGCCAACACCACACCCGAUCGGCUCCCAUCGGGCAAGAAGAUUUCGUUCCGUUUAGUCCCGACUCCCUCUGGCGAUCGAUUUCCGAAGUCAACUCCGGGAUCCGCAUACCGUCGGCAGUCUUAUCCUUAUUACUGGAAAACCAGGCGCAACAGGGCAUCACUGGGGCGGGACCCAUCAGUUCCCGAUAGAGCUUCUCGAGACUACAGCCCACGAUUACCGGCUCUUGCCGAGGAUGAUGAGACGAUUGUAUCAAGAAACGUGGCAGGCCGUUCUUUGUCUGUGCCAACGGUGCAGGAAGAGCUUGUAGAGGUUCUGGAGACGUUACAGUUUUCAUCGCCAUGGCGCAUGAUAUGGGACAGUUCUAACUGUCGCGCAAUUAUCGAGCCAGAGCAUGAUAUUGCAGGCGCAGUGACUAUUUACGGGGACAAAAGUCCAGUCCAGAAAGCACUGGAGAACUUCGCGGGGUCGUUUGGCAAUAUGAUGGAGGAGACCAACCAUACAAAGGGGAUCAUUCCGUGGCCUGCUUCGUUCAUGACUGAGCCCCAACGCUAUGCUUCAAUACAGGGAGUGUUCACCACCGUAACAUGGACUCAACCUAAAGCAGAAAAAUCGAUGCCCCCAAGGAAGGCACCGACGACUGGUUUUGUUAUUUCCGAGGACUCGAUGGGAAUUAGCAGCGCCGUCGAUUAUCCUCCUAGCCCGGGGUUGAGGAAACGGCAGAGUGGUAUAGUAUCGGAGACAUCAUCGGCCGAGGACUUGGAGUCCACACAGGACUCAAGGACAUCAAAGAUUGCGGAAAGCCCAUCUGUCUCCCAUGACCAAGCAUCACGGCCACCUCUUGCUGCAAUGAGCACUGACGAAUUGAGUAAAGAGCCGAGAGAUUCUCUAUCCUUGCCUCCGACAAUCGAUGCUGAAUUUCUGUCUCCCUCAGCCACUGCUAUGGAAAAUUCCGAGGUCAUGAAGAAGACCCAGCUGAAAAGAUCAAGAGCAAAAGGAAGUGUUUCAAGAUGGAAACCCGUGGACGCUUAUCACCCUUGUACCACCGUUUGCGAUUGCUCGAUCAGGGACAUCAACCAAGGUCGCAAACCUCGGGUCAGAAGAAUGGCCAUAUCAAAGGCCUUUACGAUCCCAUCAAUCAUGGCUCUUUGCUCAUGGGCGCUGAUUCUACUCAUUACGAGCAUUAUGCCCUUGGAAGUUCCAGCUCUCUUUUGCAAAAAGGCGCCAACAUGUCGACCCUGUCCGAUAGUCUACGAGGGCUAUAACCACAGAACCGCUCAUGCAGUGUCCAAUAUGUCGGCAAAGAUGGAUACGGUACCAGCGUGGCCAGGGGAAGUCCGAACGUCAGCACCUCCUGAGCCAGAAAUUUUGACAGAGUGGCUCAUCAAGACGAUGGUGCAGACCCGGGCUGUGAAGGACGCCUCAUCCCACACAAAAGCCCCGAUCAAGACGCAAACAGAAACUCUUCUCAUAGCCCUACCAUCUGCUCUCCCCCCAACAAGAUCUCUCAGACUCCGGAUCCGCCUACCGGGCUCUCCCAGAAAUGGCACCAACUGCGGCGGUACUCAAUCGACACCCCUAAGAACCCCACAAUCUUUAGAGGUGUUAGGCGACGACAACAGACCCUGGGUGUGUUCCUGUCCGACCACGCUGGUCAAACUAUGUGAGAAGCCCAAGGCUACAUCCCUACCCCUCUCCCACUCUUUAGCCUUGCCAGGAGGAAUCGAGCCCACAGCGUACGAGAUCGACGAGAGCGCCGCAAAGGCCCGACAACGCGACCUGGAGCUGCGGUGGAUGUACAACAGUCCGACACACUGGGGCCUGCUGCCCUCCAUCCAGCGAUGGGUGGCCGCUCUGGGGAACUGGGUUCUAGAGCUGACGUUGGGUGAGACAUUUGGCGCGAUAAACUACUGA